Messenger RNA from Pleuronectes platessa (European plaice), 1726 nucleotides. RefSeq names its product endonuclease domain-containing 1 protein-like. Bases 175 to 1098 code for a protein of 307 amino acids. The transcript is spliced from 3 exons. Gene Ontology annotation, molecular function: nucleic acid binding; hydrolase activity; metal ion binding. Lineage: Eukaryota; Metazoa; Chordata; Actinopteri; Pleuronectiformes; Pleuronectidae. The record is from RefSeq and is a predicted model, not a curated record.
GUGUCACCUUGCAGCGGUUGGGAACACGCCCACUUUCAUACAGGGCUGAAAUAUAAACAAUGUGAGUUCCUCCUUCAGCUCUGUAGAUCUCUGGUUUGGUUUCCACUGCUGUUUGAACAGAAGAUCACGGAUUUUCAGGAAAUCUGAGCUGUGUGUUCAGUGGGGGCGUUGAAGAUGCCGUUCCUCCUGCCGCUCCUUGCCCUCCUCCUCCUGUCUGCUGCUCCCACAGUAACUGAAGUGGUGACAUCGAUGUCGGUCUGUAACGCAUACUUUCUUAACCAAGUUCCACCACAGAUCAGGGGAAUCUUGGAGGGAGGGAUCAUCCUGGACCAGAACAGAUACAAGACCAUUUGCCAGACCUUGAGGAACGAUGAAAGAUUUGUGACACUCUACGACACCACCAACAAGAUCCCAGUGUUCUCUGCUUACAAGUACACUGGGAAACCAGAGGGACCAAGACAACAACAGUGGAAGAUAGAGCCACAGCUUGAGGAAAUAACCUUGAAUAAAAACAUGGAGCUUGAAGACAAAAGCAAGAGCUACACUCACCAGGCCGAUACGAGAGAUUACGUAAACAACCUAGGAUUCGAAAAAGGACAUUUAUUACCACAAUCCUAUGGUUUGGACAUAAUUGUAAAAAGAGCUACCUUUACCCUGACCAACAGUGUUCCUCAAGUAAAAUCAUUUAAUGAUGGAAGCUGGACUAACGUGGAGAAAUGCGUUCAAUGUGUCCUUGAUAAAUACUGCAAGGACGCAAAUGUCCAAACUGAAGGCUUUGUGGUGAUCGGAGCACGGCCUGGCAACAACUUCCUCAACAACAAGGUUAAUAUCCCCUCCAUGCUCUGGUCAGCUUUCUGCUGCUACAGCAGCAGUGAGGGGGCGUGGUUAGCAGGGGCACACUGGGGUGACAACAUUGAAGAUGGAGGUCGAGUGCUUCAGACCAAGACCUUGGACGAACUCCAUCGAGAACUGGGAGCACCAUCUGAAGCAUUCCCUGGAACAAACUGUCCACUCGACACCACUGUCACCCACCUUUACCCUUCUCUCAGUAAUAACUGUAAGUGCCCUAGACCUGUUUCAACAUCUGUAUCUCCAUAACCUGGUCCUCUUACUACCACAUCUGGCCCUGUCACUACCACAUACCAGAGUAACAACUAGCAGGAGGUUUGGGCUCAAAUAUAUAAACAGAAUAUAAAGAUCAUUAACCCAAUCAAGCAGUGAAGAAACAACGACCACUAACUUUUCUAUGUUACUAACAUAUAAGAGAAAUUUACCUUUUUCUCCUGUUCCAAUUGAUUACUUGAGUUUUAACAUUGUUGUGAUGUGAUCUUAAGAAUAGUAUGAGAAUGUCCGACCCUACCUUGAAUAACAUUUUGAAACUAACAAUUUAACAGCACUUAAAUGUCACUUACUUAUAGCACUUUGUAGUUUAGCUUUUUUUGAAAAAAAAUAUUUUCUUGAUUCUUGUUGUUGUGGGUUUGUACCCUCAUGGUUGAUGCACUUAUUGUGAGUUGCUUUGGAUAAAAGCUUCAGCUAAAUAAAAUAUAAAGUAAAGAAUCUAUUCUUUGCAGCAUCCUGUGUUUUUUCAAUGCAGCUCAUAUUACUCUAAACCAAUCUUUAAAUGCGAUAUCAUUCUGUUCUCUGAUAUUUUAGUAAUUUGUUGUUUAAAAAUGUACGGCUUCUUCAUGUAACUUUGAUUUCCAUUAAAGACUGUGACUAGAUUAAA